This is a messenger RNA of Lolium rigidum, 1744 nucleotides long. RefSeq names its product probable glucuronosyltransferase Os04g0650300. Bases 181 to 1479 code for a protein of 432 amino acids. Gene Ontology annotation, biological process: glucuronoxylan biosynthetic process; plant-type secondary cell wall biogenesis. Gene Ontology annotation, cellular component: Golgi membrane. Gene Ontology annotation, molecular function: xylosyltransferase activity; galactosylgalactosylxylosylprotein 3-beta-glucuronosyltransferase activity. NCBI's taxonomy places the organism in Eukaryota, Viridiplantae, Streptophyta, Magnoliopsida, Poales, Poaceae. The transcript has 3 exons. The record is from RefSeq and is a predicted model, not a curated record.
GCCGCCCUACCCCCAUGUCCUAUUCCCACCAUCCCCUUAUAUCACCCGCCACCGCCGCCCGCUAGCUAGCUACGACGCGCUCCCACCCAAAUCAGUACGCAGGCCGAGCGGUUCACAGCAGCAGCUAGCACUUCACACGUACGCGCGGCCACAACCGAGAUCUCUGCCAAUCCCGGCGAGAUGAAGCUCCCGCUGUCGGCGGGCUCGCCGGACACCACGCCGGAGCUGGCCAAGCCGUCGCUGCCCACCACCUGGCUCAUCCUGCACGCGCUCUUCUGCGCCACCUCCAUGGCCGUCGGCUUCCGCUUCUCGCGCCUCGUCGUCUUCCUCCUCUUCCUCCCCACCCCGCCCCUCAACCCCGCCGCGCACCUCGUCUCGCUCGUCACCCCGCCGCUCACGCUCGCCACCGCCAACGCCACCGCCACCAUCACCACCACCACCACCACCACCACCACCGUCACCACCACCACCACCGUCGCCGAGACCGACGCCUUCGCCAACGCGCACCACCAGGUCCACCACGGGCCCGUCUUCGUCGGCCGCCACGCCAUCCGCGUCCGCAAGUGGCCGCACCCGGACCCCAGCGAGCUCCUCAAGGCCCACCACAUCCUCGCCGCCGUCCAGAGCGCGCAGCGCAGCAGCAGCCGCCGCGGGAACGGCCCGCCCAGGCCAGUCAUCGCCGUCACCCCCACCGCCACCUCCGCGCUCCAGGCGCCCUCGCUCACGUCCCUCGCGCACACGCUCCGCCUCGUCGACGCCCCGCUCGUCUGGAUCGUCGUCGAGCCUGGCCACCGCACCGACGCAGUCGACGCCGUGCUAUCCCGCUCCAGCCUCGACUUCCACCACCUCGUCGGACCCGAAGCCGCGUCCACCGCGCAACUGCGAAUGCACGCACUCAGGGAGAUACGGAAGCAGAAGAUGGACGGCGUCGUGGUGUUCGCCGACGAGAACGGCAUCCUCCGCACGGAGCUCUUCGACGAGGCGCAGAAGGUGAAAUCCGUGGGCGCCCUGCCCGUCGGCAUCCUCGGCGAGGACGAGGGGACCAAGGAGUCCUUCCUGCAGGCGCCGGCCUGCGACGAGGCCGGGAAGCUCGUGGGCUACCACGUGUCGGACGAGACGCUCCUGCCCGCGGACCGGAGCGACAUGCUGCUCUCCAGCAGGCUCGAGUGGGCAGGCUUCGUGCUCAACGCGCGGGUGCUCUGGGAGUCGGGCGCCUCGGCGGAGCGGCCCGAGUGGGUGCGCGACCUCGACGCCGUCGGCGACGCAGGCGGCGCGCACCUCGACAGCCCGCUCGCGCUCGUCACCGAUGCUGGCCGCGUCGAGCCGCUCGCCGGCUGCGCCCAGGCGGCGCUCGCCUGGUCGCUACGCUCCGAUGCUCUGCGCGAGGUCAAAUUCCCGCACGAAUGGAAAUUUGACGCUCCUCUAGUAAAUGCCGCUUCACGUCAACAGAGUGUAGGGAAUACUGAAGAUGGUCACUAGAGAGCAAUAUUAUUUUUUGUGGGAAAUAGAAAUCAGGGCAGAUCAGACCGCGCUACGGCUCGUCUGAUUUUGUGAGUCUCCACUAAUGCAGCUGUGCCUCCUGGUACCAAGAUAUCUCAACUCUUGUGUAACAGAAGGCAGUUCAGCUCAGUUUGUUGUUGGGACUCUGCACAAAAGCACAGACCGAUACAUCUAAAACCAUCGCUCAUGUUCUGUAUCAUCGUGUAAAAAUAGAAGAUGAAGAAAAGUUUAAUUAUAUGCACCA